This is a messenger RNA of Asparagus officinalis (garden asparagus), 1139 nucleotides long. RefSeq lists its product as uncharacterized. The record is from RefSeq and is a predicted model, not a curated record. NCBI's taxonomy places the organism in Eukaryota, Viridiplantae, Streptophyta, Magnoliopsida, Asparagales, Asparagaceae. The coding region runs from base 237 to 1139 and encodes 300 amino acids. Gene Ontology annotation, biological process: proteolysis. Gene Ontology annotation, molecular function: cysteine-type peptidase activity. The transcript is spliced from 6 exons.
GAAGUUGGUUACGGAUAAUGGCCAAGAGAAUACUCCUCUUAUUCAUACGGCAUCGCCAAUAGUAUUUGAAUCAAGGAAAGCUGAAUUAAUUUUCUUAAUUGCGGAGAAGACGUACGAGUUGAAUGAGCUCACUACAGAAUUACGAGAAUUAGAAGAGCGUAGUGCUAGAUGCCAAAAAAAACCAAGGAGAAAGAGGAUGACGGAAAUGUAACUGAAGAAAAAAAAUCAAAGAGGAUAUGGAAGCUAAGGAAUAUGAGAAUUUGGAAGGAACUGGGGAAGCCGAUUUAUGUGAUGACUUUGUGAUGAGCGCAAGAGACGUGAGAAUUUUAGAAGAUGCUCGAGAUGUUUCUCAAAAAGAUGAAGGUGGUAAUGAGAAUAACAGAGAAACGCCAUCUAUCAAACGGGCUGUCGGAAAGAGGGAGAGGAAGGAUGGACCCUCUGUUACUUCACCUUAUAUGCCUCUAGAUCAACCAAAGGAAGGCACAAAGAAGAGACGUGUCAUCCAGAUAUUGGAUAGUCCUGAUGGGAAAAAAAAGUACAAAAAUGAAGAAGGCUUCAUACCUACAUCUAGAGACUAUCCAGGUAAGGCACUGGCGUUUGAUUAUGAGAACAAAUUAAUUGAAGACUUUCUACAAUCGAGAAUGAACAGUGAUACGUACAUUUGGAAGUGUGCCGAAGCAAGCGUAUCUCGCUUAGAUGCUUAUAUACUAUUAACGGGAGGUGAACUCAGUGACGAUGUGAUCGAUGCAUUUGUUAUUCGGCUUUGUAACAAGAUUGAAACAACUAAUAGUUAUGAUCGAAAGAUACAUGUCACAAGACCUUGGCUUGGACAAGCAUUUCUAGAAGGAAAUCUUGAAAUGGUGGCAAAACGAAUGAAGGAAAAUGUUUCUCAGCAGAAGUUCUUGGACUGUAAAAGAAUUCUGAUCCCGAUUGUCAGCUCCGGACAUUGGCACCUGGUAGAGUUAGUGAGAGAGGAGAAAAAAUUCUAUCACUACUCCUUAAUCAACUCCCCCAUUUAUAUCGCCGAUGCUGUGAAAUUUAGAAAUAAGUUUAUGAGUUUCAUUGAUAGUAAUUGGGGAUUGGGGAAAUCGGAGCAUCAUGGUCUUGUGUCAAUUGUCGUGCCACAACAAGGACCGUAA